This is a messenger RNA of Pimephales promelas (fathead minnow), 1314 nucleotides long. RefSeq lists its product as uncharacterized. The record is from RefSeq and is a predicted model, not a curated record. Lineage: Eukaryota; Metazoa; Chordata; Actinopteri; Cypriniformes; Leuciscidae.
GGCAGACCGGACCAUACCAUCACAUGGGGGGGUUAUAUCUUGAGGCUGAAAGUUUGGCUCAGAAUGGAUUUUUAGCUCAUGAAACACACUGCUAUGGUCAAAAAAGAAGGAGAGGUUGAUUUAGAGUCUCUCUGAACGGAUAUUAGUUGCUCUUUCUGCACAUGUUCUGAUCCCCAUCUUCCAGCUGUCUCAUCUCCAACGCUCUUGGUGACAACGUGAUUUGAAACAAGAGGAACUUUGGAGGAGUCACUAAUCGCGUCGAAUGCUAAAGAUCCAGGAACGAAAUGGACGUUCCCUUCAAUCUGUCCCUCUCCAAUCUCUCACUUCCCGUCUCCCCAACAUCUCCACCUCUGGAUCUUCAACACCCCCUCCUGACCAUCAUCAUCAUCGCGUGUCUCUUCGCUGUGUUCGGGGGCUGUGUGAUUGUUCUGGCGAUGUGCUGCUCGACGGGAGGGUCGUGGGGUGUGGACGGGGACGGCGGUCUCUCGGGGGGUCAGACUCCGUCCAGCGAGCCCCAGCUGAAGCUCUGGAAGCGCUUGGGCUCUAUGAGGCAGUCGUUCUCCUCCACGCCGGCGUUCAGAAGACCCGUUCAGGCAUACGUAGCCCAGAGCCGGAAGCAAUCAGGGUCAAUGCCGCCGGCAGAGUCAAAGACACACGACUCCUACACAUAUAUUACUAUACCGUCUCUGCUGCAGUAUGCCACCGAGAUUUGAGCUCUGUUGCUAAGAAGUCACCUUGCGGUCUCCUGCCUACAUAGACACCUGCCUUUUAAGUGACUGAAUCAAAGUGCACUUCAUAGGGAGAAACUCCAGCUACAGGAAACUAGACUCAAAUUGAUUCCAAAAAAAUACAUAACAUACACUAUCAGAUACAAUUAGUUUUUUUUAGGUUUAACUGAUUUUAUCGAAACUUUCAGGAACUGAAAUAAAUGUGUGUUUAGAAUUGACAUUUCUAUCAACUUGUCUGCCGUUGUCAGCUCAAUGCAAUGCAUUCUGGGAUUAUCUUUUCCUUUGAGAGGGAUGCAUAUGAUGUUGUCACGGUUUAAUAUUAACAAACUAAAACUAAAAGUAUUUAAAACUUUUUUGUUCAUUGAAAUAAAUCUGGAGUUAAAUACAAAUAUUAGAUGAAAAAUGAAAACAAAUUUGUUUUAGUUGAAAGUACUAAUUUCAACUUUCAACUAAAAAAGCAACUAAAUAUAUAUAUGAGUUUUAGUUCAAUUGAUUUGUUUUUUGUUAGUGUUGUUUACAUGUUGUUUACAUCUGGUCCAUGUGUAAUAAUGCUCUCCAUGUGUAUUAAAACUUUAUGGGAACACUA